AUGACGAGAACAUUCCCUAUAUUCCAAACAUUAUGUCGGUUUAGCGCUGGGCAGCGAACCGCAUUGGGACUAACGAGAAAUUUGGACGAUGGAAGUGCUAAUGUCAUUUCCAUGAAUGUUGGAACGGACUCAAAAAGUAUUGUGCAGCUGAAGGAUAUUGGUGCAAAAAAGGUACGAUGGAAGUAUAACGGAGUUUUACCGCAAAAAGCGAUUGUUGGCCUAUGGAAUGCACUCACAUCAUGCUCUAAAAAUCCGAAAAUUCUGCAGUCUGAGGCUGACCAACUGAAAGUAAAGCUGAGUCAACGCCAGUUUCCAGCAUCACCAGAAGAAGUGCAGGAAGUACGUCGUGAAAUUAAGAAAAUGUUAGAAGCCGAAGGCGGAUUUCCGGAUCGUAAUUCUGUCAGCCAGAAAAUUCUGGAAGCGUUCGAUUUUGAAGUAAAAAAGAAAGUGGGUAAAUUGCUGCGUUAUACGAGGUACAAUUGGAAGCCGCUGGACUUUAAAACGCGUGAACAUGCUGCAGCUUAUACAUUAGCCAGAUUUGCACCUAAUUAUGCGGAAGUUCAUUUUGUAUUGCAAGAAUUCAAGAAUAACGGAUUCAUCCCAGAAACAGUCUUAGACUACGGAAGUGGUUCUGGCGCUGCAUUUUGGGCCGCAUUCGAACAUUGGGGAGAACGAGUCAAAAGUUAUCAACUAAUCGAUUCAAAUGAAGAAAUAAGUCAGUUUUGCAUGGAUAUUUUAAGGGGCAGUGGUGAGAACAAUGGACAUCCAUUUGUACAUCCAAAUGUUAGUUUCCGGAAAUUUCUGGCGCCAUCAUCAAAUAACAUUUUUGAUGUGAUAAUCGUUCAUCGUUUUCUUGCUGAAUUGGCUUCCGAAGAAUCACGUACUGAGUUGCUAACAGAUUUAUGGAGGCGAACGAACAAGUAUUUGGUACUGAUCGAUGGAAGCUGUAAAGGUGGUUAUAAUGCUUUGAUGGAAGCCAGAGAUUACAUCCUUAUGGGUGGAUGUGAAUUGCAUCGAGAACAAACUCGACAAAUCCUGAUGGAAGCAAAAAUAUUGAAUGAAGAAGCAGAAUGUAUCUUGACUGAUCAGCAAUUAUCGAACUAUAUGCGUUACAAUCUUAUUAAAAAUAUGCUUCCACCAAACACAGUUUUACCAACCAGAUUAGAGCCUGGAUAUGUACUUGCUCCAUGUCCACAUGACCAAGGAUGCCCGAAAAAUGUGCACAAAGCAAAAGACGUGUGCAGUUUCUCAACUCGAUGGAAUGUAUUACGAGCUGAUGGACGAAAGCAAAUUUUUAAUACUGAGACAGGGUCAUUUACUUAUGUUAUUAUGGCCAAAGGAACAAGGCCUCAUCAGAUGCCUGAAAGUAGACUUCUGAUGUUAAAACAUGGCGGAAGACAUGUGAAUUGCACGGUUUGCACACCAUUUUGUGGAAUACAGCGUUUCACAGUAUCCAGAAGCAUGGGCAAAGUUUACAAACUGAUCAAAAAUGUUGAGACGGGUCGAGUACUGCCAGUUGAGGUGAGAACUGUAGGAUCUGAUUCGGAGUUCGAUGUGUAUGAAGAAGCAGUGGAGGAAUUUAUGGAGGAAAAGUGCGUUAAAAACAUAAUGGAGAAAAAGCCCUCCUACAGCUAA
Messenger RNA from Cercopithifilaria johnstoni, 1635 nucleotides. NCBI's taxonomy places the organism in Eukaryota, Metazoa, Nematoda, Chromadorea, Rhabditida, Onchocercidae. The record is from the annotation of a GenBank genome assembly.